UAAGAAUUUGAUCCAAAAAGAGCCCACAACACACACACACACACACACACACACACACACAUUCUCAGACAGCUAGAAGAAGCGUUUGUUGCCAGUACCUGGGGGCUUGAGCAACAGUCCUAUAGCCAGCAAAGUUGACCUUUUUUCAGCCACCAGAUUCAUCCAGGAGAAGCUACCAUUUCCUGUUACACUGAAAAACUAGUGCUUUCGUGAAUGGAAUCAGACAUGGUUAUCCAUAAUGGAGGAUGUCAUUGCAGGAGAGUAAGGUGGCGAGUCCAAGCACCAAGUAGUGUUGUCGCUUGGAACUGCAACUGUUCUGAUUGUUCCAUGAGGGGAAACACUCACUUCAUUGUCCCUUCUGAAAAGUUUGAGCUUCUUGGAGAUUCCAAAGAAUUUCUUACAACCUACACUUUUGGCACGCAUACAGCAAAGCACACAUUCUGUAAGUUUUGUGGCAUAACUUCGUUUUACAUUCCACGAUCAAAUCCAGAUGGGGUUGCGGUUACUUUCAGAUGUGUGGACCCAGGGACUCUCACUCAUGUUGAGAUUAAGCACUAUGAUGGGAGGAAUUGGGAAAGCUCAUACAAUCAGACAGGCAUUGCUUCAUGCUCCCAAGGUACAGACUGAAUUGUCACUCAUUCUUCCACCACUCUCCUCUGUUUCCCUCCCUAGAGGAGAAGUACAACAUUUGGGAAAAACCUUUGUGAUGUCGCUUUUUGGAAAUCCUCAAAGUUGGAAAAUAAAAUUAGCAAUGCCUAAGUGUUGCCCUCGGCCAAAA
Molecule: messenger RNA, 778 nt
Organism: Populus trichocarpa (black cottonwood)
Lineage: Eukaryota; Viridiplantae; Streptophyta; Magnoliopsida; Malpighiales; Salicaceae
Exons: 2
Coding region: 214-627 (137 amino acids)
Molecular function (GO): carbon-sulfur lyase activity
Source: RefSeq, a predicted model, not a curated record